Monosiga brevicollis MX1 is the source of this 1918-nucleotide messenger RNA. RefSeq lists its product as uncharacterized. Lineage: Eukaryota; Choanoflagellata; Craspedida; Salpingoecidae. Gene Ontology annotation, molecular function: translation initiation factor activity. Gene Ontology annotation, biological process: translational initiation. The transcript is spliced from 7 exons. The coding region runs from base 16 to 1650 and encodes 544 amino acids. Gene Ontology annotation, cellular component: cytoplasm; eukaryotic translation initiation factor 3 complex. The record is from RefSeq and is a predicted model, not a curated record.
CAGCGACCGAGCACGAUGGCGGCCUUCUCGCUCGGUGACCUCCACAUCAACGAGGCUGGAUGGGGCCCUGAGGGCGGUCCCAAGAAGUUUGAGGGCAUCCCGUAUCAGCCCUUCCGCAAGACGGAUCGCAUUGCCACCGCUGCUGACUUUGUCUCCAGCAUGGGUCCCCGCGCUGCGCGCACGAACCGCAUUUACGGCGAUGGUGAAGCCUUUGCCUAUUACCACGACGAUGACAGUAGCUUCCGCCUCGUGGACACGGCCAAGGCCCGCCCCACCUUCCGCACCCAGAAGAAGUGGCAGAACAAGAACCGCCGUCACGUCCGAACAGAUCCCAACCGCGGCGUUCAGCAACUCGCAUACAACAAGAACCGCGAGCGCGAUCGUCGGGCACUCGAGCGCAAGCUGCAAAAGAAGUGGGGACAGACCGCCCAGCGCCGCUUCGACCGCAACAUCAGCCGCAAGCUCGAGGCAUCUCUCGAUGUCCGACCCAGCUGGGAGCUUCUCGAGGACAUUGAAUUUGCCAAGUUUGCCAAGUUCAAAACCGCCAUUCCCGAGGUGUCUGACUAUAAGAAGGCGGGUGAACUGUACUUCUUGGACCAGGCCAAGGAGAAGACUGUGCCGAAGCGCCCUGUUGAGGUCCCCCCGGACUUUACUGGAGAGUACGACCCCUUCAGUGUGCCCGCUUCAGAAGAUCCCGUGCUCCAGAAGAUUGAUCGCAUUGGCCGUGCCAACGUGUUUGCGACGGACGACGUCUUGGCUACGUUCAUGGCCGCUACCCGCAGCCACUACUCGUGGGAUAUUGUUGCCACCAAAAAGGAUGGCAAGAUUUACUUUGACAAGCGCCCGGGUGCCGUCAUUGACAUGCUUUCUGUGGACGAGACUGCUUUCCAGCCGCCCAGCGAUGAGGGUGACUCGCCCAACGCGCCCGGUAACCUCUCCGUGGAGGCUACCCAUGUCAAUCAGAUGUUCAAGGAUUUUGCCGUCAACAAAUCGGGUCCCAAGAAGGAAAUGAAGUCUGCUCACGACUUCAAGGAGGAGGCUGACAUGUCUGUGGCCUACCGGUACCGCGUCUGGGAUCUGGGAUCUGGCAUUCAGCUGGCGGCACGCACGCAGCAUGAUGCCAUGGCCACCGGCAAGGAUGGCAAGUCAGAGUACUGCUCAGUCAACACGCUGCUGGAGCGCGUGGGCAAGGGCACGACCCUCGACUGGCGCACUGUGUUGGCCUCGCAGAAAACCGCCGUUUUGGCCUCGCAGCUCAAGGACAACGCUUUCAAGCUUGCACGAUGGACCAUCUGCAGCCUUUUGGGUAACAACUCCACCAUGCGCCUGGGCUACGUUUCGCGUGCCAAUCCGGCCUCGCCUCGCAAGCACGUCUUGCUCAAGGUUGACUCCUUCCGCACGGAGAAGUUUGCGGAACAGAUUGGCGUCAACAUGGCCAACGGUUGGGGCAUCGUCAAGUCGAUGAUUGUGCGCCUGCAAAAGCACGGCGAUGGUCAAUACGUCCUCAUGAAGGACCCCGGAGAGCCCAUGCUCAAGAUGUACCGCCUUCCCGAGGAAGGCCUAGCAGAGGGCAUUGAGGAUGAUGGCACUGAGGAUGGCCAGUCUUCGUCCAUGGCUGCGGGCAUUUUCGGCGGCUCAGCCAACAUGUAGUAAACACAUGUUUGAUGCGCUCUGAUUUCUCACCUCGUUCAUGGAGGAUGAGUAAAGCAAAGCUUUGUUUUUCUACCUUACCUUUCAAAACAGCCAUGGAGAACUGUAUAGCACUUCAUGCCUUCUUUUCCUUCGGGGGUCUGUUUGGUACAGCCGACGCAGUGUUGUUCGUUUGUGUGGCCCGUCAGUUGUCAACCACUCCUUUGGUAAUCAUGGGGCAGCUGUCUGCUAGGAUUCUCUAACAAAAAAAAAUCAAUAUUGAAAUUCU